Messenger RNA from Bombyx mandarina (wild silkworm), 699 nucleotides. RefSeq names its product putative peptidyl-tRNA hydrolase PTRHD1. The record is from RefSeq and is a predicted model, not a curated record. Gene Ontology annotation, molecular function: peptidyl-tRNA hydrolase activity. Lineage: Eukaryota; Metazoa; Arthropoda; Insecta; Lepidoptera; Bombycidae.
AGGUUGCAGAUUCCGAUUUCGGUGUGAAUAAAUUGUACAGUACCGUAUAUUAAAAAUAAUGUUUAUGUUUUAAAUGCAUAUAUAAUUAUGCUUGAUUUUUUUGUUCAUAUCUCAACACUUCAGAAAGCUAUAUUGGCAUAAAAUAAAAUGUCGAACGUAACUGUGCAGUAUAUAUUACUCCGUAGUGAUUUAUUAAAAGAAUUUGGCUGGUCUAUUGGGGCUCUUGUCGCUCAAGCAUGCCACGCUUCUUCGGCAGUUAUGCACAUAUAUAAAGAUGAUGAACAUAUUAUACAAUAUUUGAAUGAUUUAGAUAAUAUGCACAAAGUUGUUUUAGAAGUGCCAAAUGAAGAGUCACUAAGAAAGGUAGCUGAAAAAUUAAAAGAAAACUCAAUAUUGCACAAAUUGUGGAUUGAGCAGCCUGAAAACAUCCCUACCUGUUUAGCUAUAAAGCCUUAUCCCAAGGAUGAAGUAAAAAAAUAUGUUGGCAAAUUUAAAUUAUAUAAGGACACAUUAUUAAAAUCCAGUUAAUUUCACAUGUCUUUAAAUACAUUGUAAGAGCAAGAUUCAUUGGUUAUCGAUUGAUCUGAUAGUUUUCAAAUAAAUCAUCAACGUCCAUCAUUGUUAUCUAAUUAAAUACACAGUAAUGAAUGAAGUAAUAAUAGAUACACAGUGCGCAUUUGUUUGUUCUACAUUUAAUAU